AUGGAUCAAAAUAUUGGAGAAGAAUUUUUUUUGAAUAAAAAUAUGGAAGAUUUUAACAAAAUAAACAAUUUAAUUAGCAAAUUUUAUGAAGUUGUAAAACUAUAUCUAUCAGUAAAAGGGAGGUUAAAACUAGAAAGUAUAUCUGUGCAUAAUAAAUAUUUAAUUAAAACCCUUAAAAAUAUUAUUUGUAAUACAAUUAAUUUAUUAAAGGGUAAUAAAGAUGUAUUAAAUUGUGUAAAGAGAGUAAUUGAUAUGAGAAAUAAAUCAUAUAAUAAUGAAUUAAAAAGUGUUAAGUUUUAUAUUUCUGUAUCUACUAAAUGUAUGCAAUUUUUUAAAGAAUUAGAAAAAAGUAUAACAACAUGCAAAGAAUUAAUUAUUUUUAUAUCAAAUCAAUAUGAUAGAUUGAGAAGUGAAAAUGAAACUAAUGAUACAUAUGAUUUGUUUUAUAUAAAUAAUAAUAUUUUAGAGAAAUCUAAUAUUAUUAAUAAAAACUUUUUUACAAAAAAUGAUGCACUGUUAAAUUUAAAUGUGAAUACUUGCAUAAAUGUUGAAGGAUUUUCAAGUAUUAAAAACGGUUUAUUUAAUUAUAAAUUGUUUGUUAGGUUAUUAAGUAAGGUAACGAAUUUAGGAAAUUUUGGUAUGUCAAAAAAAAUUAAAAAACAUAAACCCCUUUUACUUCUGAAUAGAAAUUUAAAAUUUUGUACUUUAAAUAAAUAUUGCAAAAAAUAUGUAUCUCAUUCAUUAAUAAGCAAAAAAGAAGAAAAAAUUAAUCUUGUUUUAUUUAACAAUAAUAAUAAUAAUGUAUUCAAGAUGAAUAAAAACAAAGAAAUGAAUUCAUUUUAUUCUUUUAAUAAAAAAUGCAGUAAAGAACAAUCAUCUAGUGUGCAAAACCUAAAGAAAAAAAUUGUAAAUUCCUUACUUAAUGAAAAAUAUCAUAUUGAAAGUCUAUCAACUCCAAGUAAAACAAAAGGAAAAAAUGUGCUUUUCUCGUUAGCUGAUGUAAAAAAAAAUAACAAAAAAUCUUCAAAAAUAAGAAAAAUAAAAGAAAAAAAAGUAUCUCUCUCUACUAAUAAAAAUAAUAUUGGGGAAAUAUUAUCAAAUAUUGUUGAAGUUAAGGAAGAAAAUAUACUUUCUAUUGCUAAUGAAAAUGAUAGUGAUGAAAUGUUAUCAAUUGCAACUGAAGUUAAGGAAGAAAAUAUACUUUCUAUUGCUAAUGAAAAUGAUACUGAAGAAAUUUCAACAAAUUUGAAUGAAAUAAAGAAAGAAAAUAUACUUUCUAUUGCUAAUGAUAUUGACAAUGAAGAAAUAUUAUCAAAUGUAGAGGGAGUAAAAGAAGAUGUACUUCCUAUUACUAAUGAAAUUAAUAAAGAAAUUUCAUCAGAUAUUGUUGAAGUUAAGGAAGAAAAUAUACUUUCUAUUGCUAAUGAAAACGAUAAUGAUGAAAUAUUAUCAAGUGCAAAUGAAAUAAAGGAAGAAGAUAUGCUUUCAAGUUCUAAUGAAAAUGUUAAUGAAGAAAUAUUAUCAAGUGAAAAUGAAGCAAAAGAAGAUGUACUUUCUAUUGCUAAUGAAAACGAUAAUGAAGAAAUAUUAUCAAAUGCAACUGAAAUAAAGGAAGAAGAUAUACUUUCUAUUGCUAACGAAAUUGAUAAUGAUGAAUUAUUAUCAAAUAUUGUUGAAGUAAAGGAAGAAGAUAAAUUUUCUACUGCUAAUGAAAAUGAUAAUGAAGAAAUAUUAUCAAAUGCAACUGAAGUAAAGGAAAAAGAUACAUUUUCUACUGCUAAUGAAAAUGAUAAUGAAGAAAUAUUAUCAAAUAUUGUUGAAGUUAAGGAAGAAAAUAUACUUUCUAUUGCUAAUGAAAUUGAUAGUGAAGAAAUAUUAUCAAAUGUAGAUGAAGUAAAAGAAGAUGUACUUCCUAUUACUGAUGAAAUUAAUAAAGAAAUUUCAUCAGAUAUAAAUGAAACAAAGAAUGAAAAUGCAGUUUCAAUUGCUAAUGAAAAUGAUGCUGAAGAAGUAUUAUCAAAUAUUGUUGAAGUAAAGGAAGAAGAUACAUUUUCUACUGCUAAUGAAAAUGAUAGUGAAAAAAUUUCAACAAAUAUAAAUGAAGUAAAGCAAGAAGAUAUACUUUCAAUUUCUGAUGAAAUUCAUAAUGGAGAAAUUUCAACAGAUAUAUAUGAAAUAAAGGAAGAAGAUAUGCUUUCAAGUUCUAAUGAAAACGAUAAUGAAGCAGAAGAAGAUGUACUUUCUAUUGCUAAUGAAAACGAUAAUGAUGAAAUAUUAUCAAGUGCAAAUGAAAUAAAGGAAGAAGAUAUGCUUUCAAGUUCUAAUGAAAACGAUAAUGAAGCAGAAGAAGAUGUACUUUCUAUUGCUAAUGAAAACGAUAAUGAUGAAAUAUUAUCAAGUGCAAAUGAAAUAAAGGAAGAAGAUAUUCUUUCAAGUUCUAAUGAAAAUGUUAAUGAAGAAAUAUUAUCAAGUGAAAAUGAAGCAAAAGAAGAUGUACUUUCUAUUGCUAAUGAAAACGAUAAUGAAGAAAUAUUAUCAAAUGCAACUGAAAUAAAGGAAGAAGAUAUACUUUCUAUUGCUAAUGAAAUUGAUAAUUAUGAAUUAUUAUCAAAUAUUGUUGAAGUUAAGGAAGAAAAUAUACUUUCUAUUGCUAAUGAAAUUGAUAGUGAUGAAAUAUUAUCAAGUGCAAAUGAAGCAAAAGAAGAUGUAUCUUCUACAGUAAAUAAAAAAAAAAGACUAUUAAAUACAAAUAGAACAAAAAAAAAAGAUAUAAAAGAUCCAUUUACUAGUAAAAAAGUUAAUAAAGGCAGCUCAUUAAAAAAAAAUAGAACAAGAAUUAUAAAUUUACUAUCUAUUCUUUAUGAUGAGAAAAAUAACAAAGAUAAAUCACUUAAAUUAAAUAGAAAAAAGGUUAUAUGCAUGCUAUCUUUUCUUUCUAGUAAAAAAAUUAAUGAAGAUAAAUAUUUAAAAACAAAUAAAGGAAAAAUUAUUAGAUUGCUUUAUUCACUUUACAAUAAGAAUAUUAUUAAAGAUAAAUUAUUGGAAAAGAAUAGAAAAAAAGUUAUAAGCUUACUUUUUAUACUUUAUAAUAAGAAAAGUAGCAAAAAUAAAUCAUUAAAAACAAAUAGAAGAAAAAUUACAGAUUUACUAUCUUUACUUUACAGUAAGAAAAGUAACAACGACAAAUCAUUAAAAACAAAUAGAAGAAAAAUUAUAGACUUAUUAUCUUUACUUUAUAGUGAGAAAAGUAACAAAAAUAAAUCCUUAACAAAAAGAAAAAAAAAUAUAAUAAAAGUUCCUUCCUCAAAUAACAGUAAGAAAAAUAAUAAACAAAAAACAGAAAAGGUAAAUAAAAAAAAUAUUAAAAAUUUACUUUCUUUAUUAUGUAAUAAGAAAAACAAUAAAAAAAAACCAGUAAAAAUAAGUAGAAAAAAACUUGAAAAAUAUGUCUCUUCAUUUCUUUCUGGGAAAGGUAAUAACAGAAAACAAUUAGAUAUAAAAGGAAAACAACUUCAAGAUAUUUUUUUUUCACUUAAUGGUGAGAAAAUUAAUAAAAAAAAAUCAUUAAAAGCAAAUAAAAAAAAAGUUAUAAUAGAUUCAUCUUCUUCAACAAAUAGUGAAAAAGAUACUAUAGAUAAAUUAUUAAAAACAAAUAAAAAAAAAGUCAUAAUAGAUUCUUCUGCUUCAACAAAUGGUGAAAAAGACACUAGAGAUAAAUCAUUAAAAACAAAUAAAAGUGAAGUUAUGGUAGAUUCAUUUUCAACAUAUAAUGAGAAUAAAAGUGUAAAAAAAUCCUUAAAAGCAAAUAGAAGAAAUAUUAUAAACGCUCUUUCUUUAAUUGAUAGUGAUAAAGAUCAUAAAGAAAAGUCAUUAAAUGCUAAUAGAAGAAAUAUCAUAAAUGCUCUUUCUUUGAUUGACAGUGAUAAGGAUCAUAAAGAGAAAUCAUUUAAAGCUACUAAAAGUGUUAUUGAUGAUCUUUCAUUAAUUGAUAGUAAGAAAAGUAACAAAGAAAAAUUAUUAGAAAUAAGUAAUGAAGAUGAAAUGAAUAUUAUUACUUUAAUGAAUGAAGAAAAAACAUUAAAAUUAAACAAGAAAAAAGAAAUUAACAUAUUUCCCCCAUCUUUCAGUAAAACAAAUAAUGGAGAAAAAUCAUUAAAAAAUAAAAAAAAUGAAAUUAAUAUGAUUUCUAUGAUAGCUAAUAAUAAAAAUUCUUCAAAAACAAAUAAAGUAAAAGAAAUAUGUGAUGUAUUUUUUUCUAUUAUAAAUGAGAAAAACGGUAAAGAAGCAAAAGCAAAAAAGAACAAUAAAAGUAAUAAGACAAAAAGUAAAACUAUAAAGAAAGAGUCUUUAAGUUCAAACAAGAAAAAAAACAAAAAAAUGAAAUCAAAAUUUGCUAACAAAGAAAAAAAUAAGGUACAUAAUAAGGCAUAUUUAAAAAUGAAUGAAGGAAAAGAAGCAUGUGUUCUUUCAUCAAGUAGUGAUGAAGAAAAUGAUGAUGAAAUUUCCUUAAAAAAUAAAAAAAAAAAAAAAGUAAUAAAAAAUAAAAAUAAUGCAAAAGAAACAUCAUCAAAAAGUAUUAGCAAAAAAAAAAAAAAAAAAAAUAAAAUAGCAGAUGAAUCUUCAAUUUUCUGUGAAAAACGCAAGGAAAAAUCUAAGAUUAAAUCAAAUGUAAUAAAAGAAGAUUUAGAUAUAAAAGUAGAAAAUACAGAAAAUAAUUUACCAGCAGAAGAUGAAGAAAAAGAAAAAAAUUCAGAAAAAAAUAUCAAUUUAGAAGAAGAGAUUAAUUUAGAAGAAGAGAAUAAAUUAGAAAAAAAUGACAAUUUAAAAGAAGUAAUUAAUUUAGAAAAAGAGAAUAAAUUAGAAAAAAAUGGCAAUUUAGAAGAAGAGAUUAAUUUAGAAAAAAAUAACAAUUUAGAAGAGGAAAUUAAUUUAGAAAAAAAUAACAAUUUAGAAGAGGAAAUUAAUUUAGAUAAAAAUAACAAUUUAGAAGAGGAAAUUAAUUUAGAUAAAAAUAACAAUUUAGAAGAGGAAAUUAUCUUAGAAGCAAAUGAUAAUUUAAAAGAUAAUGGUGUAAAUGAAUGGGACAGUAGUUUAAUUAGUGAGAUUAGUUCAUGCAAAGAGGAUAAUUCUUCAUAUGAGGAAAACGUAAAUUUAUAUAUGAGUGAUUUGGAAUAUAAUAGCAAGCAUCAAAAACGAAUUAUGAUUAUUUAUAAUGAAGAUUAUGCAGAUGAUAUAAAUGAUUUACAAUAUGCAGAAAAUUAUAUGUUUCCUAAUACUGGUGAAAUGCCAGAAAAUAUUAUGCUUAAUGAAUAUAAAGCAGAAUUAUAUAAAAAUCCUAUAAAAUCCUCAAAAAUAAAGCAUUUAAAACGUAUUGAUGAAAUGUGUAAAGCUAAAUGGGAAUAUAUAAUGAAAACAUUAAAAUAUAUGAAGGAUGUUAUAAAAAGUUUUACUGAUAAUUGCAAGAGAGAAUAUAAAAUAUCUGAAAAGGUAUCCAAAUAUCAUUAUUACAGUAAGAGAAUUAAGAGUUUAUUCCCAGAAUAUAGUUUUUCAACAUGUAAACAAAUAUUUGAUUCUUUCGAAAAAUACUGUAAAAAUCCUAUUAUUGAAUUGGCGAGGGAUGAUUAUAUAAAAACAUAUUGCCAAGAAUAUAACUGUGAAAAAAAAGAAAUAUCAGAUAUGUUAAAAGGAGACAUUCAUUUAAUUACAAAUUUUAUAUACAAUAGAAUAGAUAUAAUUCAAUCAUCUGAUAUGGAAGAAGAUAUUCUUGAAUAUAAGAAAAAAUUUCAUUCAAAACAUGGAAUUACGGAAUACUAUGAUGAUGAUCAUCCUUAUAUAUAUCAGUUGUUUAAAAUAAAUAAAGCUUUUAAUCUUCUAAGAGAAAAAGUAGAAUCAUGUUUUUAUAUUAUAAAGUAUUAUGAUUAUGAAAUGGAUAAAACUCUUAGAACCUUUUCAAGUCAACUAUGUUAUUCUUAUAGAAGUAUUCAUUAUUGGUUUUAUAAAUUAAGAAGAGUAUGCAUGGGUGUAGAGGAUGAUUGGGAAUUACCAUCAGAAUUAGAAUAUGAUAAAAUUGAAUCAAAAUCUGAGGAAAAGAAAAUAGAUAUUGAAGAUACUACACUAAUACAUGUUUUAUUAACAUAUAAAGAACGCCUCGAAGAAGGUACACUAUGUCCCCAUGAUGAAGAAGACGAAACAUCCCCUGAAUCUCUUUUCAAUGUUUAUUUAUAUGUAACAAUGUUGUAUUCUCAAGUUUGUGAUGCAUUAAUUAAUAAAAAUAUUGAAAUUACAAUAAUGGAUGACAUAUUUAGAGUUAUAUGUUUAAAAAAUUAUGGAAUAACUCCUGAUGAUGAUAUGAUUGAAGAUUUUAAUUUGAGGAUAAAAAAAAAAUAUCCAUUUAUGUCAUCAGAACAACCAAAAACUUUCAACAUAUUAGUUCAAGAUAAUGUAAAUAAUAAAAAUAUAGUAUCACAACAACCAUUCCAUGAAAAUAACCAGAUUAAUAAUGAAUUUGAAUUACAGGAAGUAUCAACAACUAUAAAUAACGACGAAACAGAAGAGUGUAAAUUUCCAACCUACGAAAGUGAUUAUAAAAAUAAUGAACAAAAUUAUGAAUUCCCACCUAACACAAACUAUUAUGAAAAUAAUGAACAAAAUAAUGAAUUCCCACCUAACACAAACUAUUAUGAAAAUAAUGAACAAAUUCCUCAACAUCCAGUUUAUGGAAAUGAUGAAAAAUUUUCAGAUAAUAAGUUCGCAAUUCAUGAAGAUUGUCAGAACGAUAUAGAAGCUCAACAAUUUUCAAAUUACCGAAAUGAUGAAAGAAUUCCAAAUAAUAGAGAAUAUUCAGAUUACAGAAAUUAUCAGAACUCCCCAGAUGCCCAACGAUUUUCAAAUUACGAAGAUGAUGAAAGGAUUCCAAAUAAUAGAGAGUAUUCAAAUUCCAAAAAUUAUCAAGAUUCCCCAUAUGCCCAACGAUUUUCAAAUUACGAAGAUGAUGAAAGGAUUCCAAAUAAUAGAGAGUAUUCAAAUUCCAAAAAUUAUGAAGAUUCCCCCGAUGCCCAACGAUUUUCAAAUUACGAAGAUAAAAAGAUUCCAUAUAAUAGAGAGUAUUCAGAUUCCAAAAAUUAUCAGGACUCCCAAGAUUCCCAACGAUUUUCAAAUUACGAAGAUAAAAAGAUUCCAAAUAAUAGAGAGUAUUCAAAUUCCAAAAAUUAUGAAGAUUCCCCCGAUGCCCAACGAUUUUCAAAUUACGAAGAUAAAAAGAUUCCAUAUAAUAGAGAGUAUUCAGAUUCCAAAAAUUAUAAGGACUCCCAAGAUUCCCAACGAUUUUCAAAUUACGAAGAUAAAAAGAUUCCAAAUAAUAGAGAGUAUUCAGAUUCCAAAAAUUAUAAGGACUCCCCCGAUGCCCAACGAUUUUCAAAUUACGAAGAUAAAAAGAUUCCAAAUAAUAGAGAGUAUUCAGAUUCCAAAAAUUAUAAGGACUCCCCCGAUGCCCAACGUUUUUCAAAUUACAAAGAUGAUGAAAAAAUUCCAAAUAAUAAAGAGGAUUUAGAUUCCAAAAAUUAUAAGGACUCCCCCGAUGCCCAACGAUUUUCAAAUUACGAAGAUAAAAAGAUUCCAAAUAAUAGAGAGUAUUCAGAUUCCAAAAAUUAUAAGGACUCACCCGAUGCCCAACGUUUUUCAAAUUACAAAGAUGAUGAAAAAAUUCCAAAUAAUAAAGAGGAUUCAUAUUCCAAAAAUUAUAAGGACUCCCCAGAUGCCCAACGUUUUUCAAAUUACAAAGAUGAUGAAAAAAUUCCAAAUAAUAAAGAGGAUUUAGAUUCCAAAAAUUAUAAGGACUCCCCAGAUGCCCAACGUUUUUCAAAUUACAAAGAUGAUGAAAAAAUUCCAAAUAAUAAAGAGGAUUUAGAUUCCAAAAAUUAUAAGGACUCCCCAGAUGCCCAACGUUUUUCAAAUUACAAAGAUGAUGAAAAAAUUCCAAAUAAUAAAGAGGAUUCAGAUUCCAAAAAUUAUAAGGACUCCCCAGAUGCCCAACGUUUUUCAAAUUACAAAGAUGAUGAAAAAAUUCCAAAUAAUAAAGAGGAUUUAGAUUCCAAAAAUUAUAAGGACUCCCCAGAUGCCCAACGUUUUUCAAAUUACAAAGAUGAUGAAAAAAUUCCAAAUAAUAAAGAGGAUUUAGAUUCCAAAAAUUAUAAGGACUCACCCGAUGCCCAACGUUUUUCAAAUUACAAAGAUGAUGAAAAAAUUCCAAAUAAUAAAGAGGAUUUAGAUUCCAAAAAAAAUCAGGAUUCCCCAGAUGCCCAACGAUUUUCAACAUAUGAAAAUGAUCAGAACUCUUUAGAAUCUCAUGAAUCUUCAACAUAUGAAAAUGAUGAGAACUCUUUAGAAUCUCAAGAAUUUUCAACAUAUGAAAAUGAUCAGAAAUAUAUAGAAGAAAAUGAGGAACUUCAAUUUUGUGGAAAUGAUGAUAUGUAUAUCUCAGAAACAGCAAAAUUUUCAAGUAUUGAAAAAAAUGAUGAAGAUGAUAAAAAAGAAGAAUUAAAAAUAGUAUAUCAUGAAAAUAAUAAAAAUGAAAAACAAAAAGAACAAGAACAAUCAGUCGGCGAAAUAACAGAAUAUUCAGAACAAUCAAAUUAUGAGGAUAGCGAUGAUGGAAAAUUAGAAGAAUUAGAACAGUCAGAUGAAGAAAAUAAUGAUAAUGAUAAAAUAGAAUUAGAAAUGUCAAGUGAUGAAAAUAAUAAUGAUCAAGACCCAUAUGAAUUAGAACAGUCAAAUUAUAAAAAUGAUGAUGAUGAAAAACUGGAUGAAUUAGAACAAUCAGAUCAUGAAAACAGCAAUACUGAAAAAGUAGAAGAAAUGCAAAAGUCAAAUUGUGACAAUAAUAAUGAUAAGAAAUUAAAAACAUCACAUUUGUUAAUCAAUGAUGAUUCUACCACUUUAAAGAAAUUGAAUAAUAAUAAAUUCAACAAUACAUUAAAAAGAAGCGCUAAUAAUAGCAUCUGCAAUUCAAACAAAAGAAAAAAAAAAUUAGACGAAGAAAACAAGCAAUCAUUAUUUUGUGAUUUUACGUUUAGUGAAAAAUCUGUUAAGAAAGGAAAAUGUGAUAAUAUAUCAGAUAUUAAAGGACAAAAUAAAGAUGAAAAGACACUUAUAUAUACUAAUAAAGAAAAUAGUAAAGAAUGUACUAAAAAAAAUAUAUUAAGUGAUAAAGGAUUUUUAGUAAAAAAGAGAAAAAAAACUAAUAGUUGCUUAGAUAACAAAAAUUUUAAAAUGAGAAAAUUUAUAGGUUCUAAUGACAAAUUAGAAACAAUGAAUAAUGAUAUCAAAAGAGUAAAAGGUGAUAGCUUUAUCAGUGGUAUCCAAAAAGAUGAAGUUGUAAUAUCAAAUAACAAAAAUAUAUUAGAUAGAAAAAAAGUAAAAAAUCUUUCUAAUUUUAAUAAAGUAAUACUAAUUAAUAAUAAAAAGUUAAGUAACUUUAAUCUAAGCAAGGAUAGAAAAUUUAUUAGAAAUAAAUACCAUCAGAUAAAAAGCAGAAUUGUUAAGAGAGAAACUGAAACGAGGACAAUUAAAUCGAAAGUGCUUAAUUCAAUAAUUAAAAAAAGUGUUAAAAAUACAAGAUCUAUUUCUAAAAAAAACAAAAUUCUUUUUAAUAAGAAAAGGUUAAAUAACUAUAAUUUGAGCAUGAACAGAAUGCUUAGUAAAAGUAAACAUCAAAUAAAAAAAAAUACGGAUAAUAAAUCAGAAGAUAUUACACCAAUAGUUCAUAAUGAAGAAAAGCUUUUGAAUAGUAUGGAAAAUACAAAUACUUGCAAUUUAAAAAAGGUACCUCUCAAAUCGUGUCUAGUUAAAACAAAAACAAAAAAAACAGUAGUGAAAAGAGUUACCUUCGCAUUGGAUACAUAA
Molecule: messenger RNA, 9900 nt
Organism: Plasmodium gallinaceum
Lineage: Eukaryota; Apicomplexa; Aconoidasida; Haemosporida; Plasmodiidae
Product: conserved Plasmodium protein, unknown function
Exons: 1
Coding region: 1-9900 (3299 amino acids)
Source: RefSeq, a predicted model, not a curated record